Molecule: messenger RNA, 249 nt
Organism: Necator americanus (New World hookworm)
Lineage: Eukaryota; Metazoa; Nematoda; Chromadorea; Rhabditida; Ancylostomatidae
Exons: 1
Coding region: 1-249 (82 amino acids)
Source: RefSeq, a predicted model, not a curated record
AUGAAGGCUGUGAGGAACGCCUGCUACAUCGUGCCAGAGGAAUGUGACCCCGAGUCUUCUACGCCUUGGUGUGGUUGCAGUAUCACAGAUGAUUCGCCCCUUGUUUCGGAAGAGGCGCGCGAACCUUUGGAAGUAGAACAAAAUCACAUCACAUCUGCGUUCUUUGGUGGGCUCAAUAUGUCAAUGCUCAAGAUACCCAGUCUGCUGCAGUCGUUUUCCGUCUCAAUGCAAAUACGAACAUGGACUUGA